This is a messenger RNA of Chrysoperla carnea, 2115 nucleotides long. RefSeq names its product GATA zinc finger domain-containing protein 5 (gene nuf). NCBI's taxonomy places the organism in Eukaryota, Metazoa, Arthropoda, Insecta, Neuroptera, Chrysopidae. Gene Ontology annotation, biological process: regulation of cytokinesis; endocytic recycling. Bases 1 to 1404 code for a protein of 467 amino acids. Gene Ontology annotation, cellular component: cleavage furrow; midbody; recycling endosome membrane. The transcript has 6 exons. The record is from RefSeq and is a predicted model, not a curated record.
AUGGAUUUCAUCUUAAUAUUACAUGAAACUCUAGUUGAACAAACAACAACAACAAUAUUAAUAAAUAAUAAUCAUGAAGAAGAAGAAGUAUAUACAACAAUAAAUAACAAUAAUAAUAAUACAACAACAACAAUAAGUGAUAAUGAACAACAACAACAACAACCACAACAAUCAAUAAAUAGAAAUACUUGGUCACGUACAAGUUUAAGACGUUCACCAAUACAUAAUAAUAAUAAUAAUAAUGGAGGAGGAACAGGAUCUGGAUCAAUAAAACGUUGGGGUUCAUUUAGAACAACAAAUAAAAGACAAUUAGGUUCAAAUGCAUUAGCAAGUGAAUUAUAUCGCAGUUCAAGUUUUAAUUGUACAAAUGAUUUAUAUGGUUGUAGUUCAAUGACAACAACAUAUUCAUCAAUGUCUGAUCAAGAUAUUAUUGAUCAUGGUUCAUUAUUAGAAGAUGAUGUAUUAGAUUUAAAUCAUAAAGUUGAACAAUUACAACAACAAGUAAAUAUAUUAACAUCAACAACAAUAGAACAACAACAACAUUUAAAUAAUAAUAAUAAUAAUAUAAAUAAUAAUACAAAUAAUAAUAAUAUAAUUGAUUAUGAUCAAUAUAUUAAAAUAAAAACAGAAAAUGUAACAUUAAAAUUACGUUUAGAUAUAUUAGAAGAACAAUUACAUGAUCAACAAACACAACAACAAUCUAAAUUACAAAAAUUACAAGAGAACGAAUCACGUUUAAAUAAAUUAUAUACACAAUUAAAAUUAGAACGUACACAAUUACAAAAUGAUUUAUAUGAAUUAAAAACAAAUAAUAUUGAAUUACAAACAAAAUUACAAUUAUAUAAAGAAUCACACCAUGAUACAAUUAUUACAACUACGACUUCUAAUGGUAUUAAUUAUUUUAAUAAAUAUCAAGAUUCAUUAUUAACUAUACAAGAAUUACAAGAUGAUUUAUUACAAAUUAAACAACAACAUACUGAUUAUCAAACUAAAUUACAAGAAUUACAAGAAUAUAUACAAAAAUUACAUCAAGAUUUACAACAAGAAAAAUUACAAAAUCAAUAUUUAAAUGAUUUAAAUAUUGAAUUACAAGCAACCAUACAAUUAACUAAUCAUUUAGAAAAAGGACAAAAUUUAUUAAAUAUUAAUAAAACUAUUCAUAAUAAUAAUAUUAAUAAUACUUGUUUAGCUGAUGAAUUCCAACAAAUGUCACAAAUACAAUUACAACAUGCAUUAAAAGAACAACAAGAUGUUAAUAAUGAAUUAAGAGCAUACAUUGAAAACAUUCUAUUGAACAUUGUUGAGAACUCACCACAAUUGUUAGAAGUUAAAAAUAAACAAUUUAACAUCAACAAUCAAAUAUCAUCAACAACAACAACAACAGCAACAACAACAUCUUUAUGAUAGAUAAUAUUGAUUGAUUAAUUAUUAUUUGGAUCAGACUGUUUUAUUUAAACAAUAUUAGUAGUAGAGUGUCAAUUAAAACUACUAAAACGGUAAGUUUGAUUAUAGGUAGGUUGGUAGGUCCUGUGAUGAUGAAUUUAAAAUCAAUUAAAUUGAUUGAUUUAAUUAUUUAACUGCUAAAUAGUUAAUUAAUUGAUAAUAAAUUAAAUUCGAUAGGAGGAGGUUGGUUGAUACUUAACUCAUUAUAAAUACAUACAUACAAUAAUAAUAAUAAUAAUUACAGUAAACCCUUGUGUGUAAUCCAACAUAACUAUAACGGUAAUUACAAUACAAAUUAUAAUAAAAUCUUAUCACUUUGAUAUGUAAUUUGUUUUUUUUUAUUUGGAUUAGAACGUAUUCUUGUUAAAAAUGUCAGGGGCUUUGUUUUUAUAAUCGUAUAAAUUUGAUAAUUUGACAUCACUUUGUAAAACAUUUGUUGGAAUAGCGUAGGUUCAUUGUAAUAAUAAUAUUGUAGAUAUACAGGUAAAGCAAAGUAAGAUACAACGAACAAUAUUAAUAUUCAUUAAUAAUAAUAGAAAAUUAAUAAGUUAUUAUUAAUUAAUUAAUUGUGCUGUGAUGUACACACACUUAUUAUAAUCAGUUAUUUAUUGUAUUAUAUUUUAUAUAUCAGUUCAUAAUAUAAUACUAUGAGUACAAUACAAUAAUUAUAAU